Microthlaspi erraticum is the source of this 684-nucleotide messenger RNA. Lineage: Eukaryota; Viridiplantae; Streptophyta; Magnoliopsida; Brassicales; Brassicaceae. The record is from the annotation of a GenBank genome assembly.
AUGGGCUCGCUUGUGCAGGGUUUUACAAAGUCACUCGCUAUGACUUUCCUCUCCGAGAUUGGCGACAAAACCUUUUUCGCUGCUGCUAUUUUGGCGAUGCGUUAUCCGAGGAGACUUGUAUUGGCUGGUUGUUUAUCAGCCUUGAUUGUCAUGACUAUUCUCUCUGCUACCAUCGGUUGGGCUGCUCCCAAUCUGAUCUCUCGUAAAUGGACACAUCAUAUAACAACACUGUUGUUCUUUGGCUUCGGGCUAUUGUCUUUGUGGGAUGGUUUUAAACAAGGAGGGGCUUCUGAAGAAUUAGCAGAAGUUGAAGCAGAACUGGACUCUGACUUGAAAGCUAAAAAAGACAGCAGCAGUAAGAUUGAAGAUGAGAAGAAAAAGCAGAGAAGACCUUUCCUCACUGCAUUCUUCUCUCCCAUUUUCCUCAAGGCGUUUUCAAUCAACUUCUUUGGUGAAUGGGGUGAUAAGAGUCAGCUUGCGACUAUUGGUUUGGCUGCAGAUGAAAAUCCACUGGGUGUUGUCCUUGGAGGAAUUUUGGCACAAACACUCUGCACCACAGCCGCUGUAAUCGGUGGAAAGAGCUUAGCAUCUCAAAUAUCCGAACGAAUUGUGGCUCUCUCCGGUGGAAUGCUUUUCGUUAUCUUCGGCAUCCAAUCAUUUCUCACUCCUGUUGAAGCUUCUUGA